Messenger RNA from Loxodonta africana (African savanna elephant), 1940 nucleotides. Its product is annotated as olfactory receptor 13C8. Gene Ontology annotation, cellular component: plasma membrane. Gene Ontology annotation, biological process: G protein-coupled receptor signaling pathway; detection of chemical stimulus involved in sensory perception of smell. The transcript is spliced from 2 exons. Lineage: Eukaryota; Metazoa; Chordata; Mammalia; Proboscidea; Elephantidae. Bases 238 to 1182 code for a protein of 314 amino acids. Gene Ontology annotation, molecular function: olfactory receptor activity; G protein-coupled receptor activity. The record is from RefSeq and is a predicted model, not a curated record.
AGUCCUAUAAUCAAACGUGUUGUCUCUGAACUCUGGGAAAGUCAGGUUUAGAAUUCUGCUCUAGUGGUCUGGGUUUGAGGUAAGAAACUUGUCCCAGAGUAAUACUGUUGCAUCAAAACAUAGGACUGCAGUCACACAGGAAAUGAUGCUUUAAAAAUGGCGGUUCUCCCAGGUCACUGUAUUAACAAUUCCUGUCCUAUCAACCAUAGCAUCUGUUGAAGAAAGAGCAAACGCAACAUGAAAAGGAACAAUGAUUCCAUGUUGACAGAAUUUGUCUUGGUGGGGCUUUCUGCCCACCCAAAACUCCAGACAGUGUUCUUUGUGCUAGUUUUAUGGAUGUACCUGAUGAUUCUGCUGGGAAAUGGAGUCCUUAUCUCAGUAAUCAUCUAUGAUUCUCACCUACACACCCCCAUGUAUUUCUUUCUCUGUAAUCUUUCCUUCCUGGACAUUUGCUAUACAAGCUCCUCUGUCCCACUAAUUCUUAACAGUUUCCUGACAGUAAGGAAAACCAUUUCCUUCUCAGGGUGCAUGGUGCAAAUGCUUCUCUCCUUCGCCAUGGGGGCCACGGAGUGUGUGCUCCUAGGUAUGAUGGCACUUGACCGCUAUGUUGCCAUCUGCCACCCACUAAGAUACCCUGUCAUCAUGAGCAAGGGUGCCUAUGUGCCCAUGGCAGCUGGGUCCUGGGUUGCUGGGCUUGCUGACUCAGUGGUGCAGACAUCUCUUGCAGUGCAGUUACCAUUCUGUACUAAUAAUGUCAUUAGCCAUUUUGUCUGUGAAAUUUUGGCUAUCCUGAAACUGGCCUGUGCUGAUAUUUCAAUCAAUGUGAUCAGCAUGGCCGGGUCAAAUCUAAUUGUUCUGGUUAUCCCAUUGCUAGUAAUUUCCACCUCUUAUAUUUUUAUUGUUGCCACCAUUUUGAGGAUCCCUUCCACUGAAGGAAAAUGUAAGGCCUUCUCCACCUGUUCAGCCCAUCUGACGGUGGUGAUUAUAUUCUAUGGAACCAUCUUCUUCAUGUACGCAAAACCCAAGUCUAAAAACUCUGUUACUCUUGACAAACUUAUUGCCGUGUUCUGUGGAAUAGUCACCCCGAUGCUCAAUCCUAUCAUGUAUAGCCUGAGGAACAAGGAGGUUCGUGGGGCUAUGAAAAAACUGAUGAGUAGACAUUGGUUCAGGAGGAAACAGUAAGAAACUGACACUUUUGAGUUCAUAUACAAAAUAAGCUCACAUAUUUUGAGCAAGGGUUUUAAAUAUAAACAUAGCAAAAGGAACGAAGGAAAUAUGUACAGUCACAGAAUUUCAGAGUUAAGAAAGAUAUUUUGAGAUCAACAGUCUAACUUUAUCACUUUAUGAAAAUGACUGUGAUCUCAUAAAAAUGUAGACACAAGUGGUCUAAGAAGUGCAAGUAAACAUAUGGGGACAAAUAAAAAAUAUUUAAAAGUAAACCUUUCCAAGAAAAUCUAGCACAUAUAUUUACUCAACAAAUAAAACAUAUUUUCAGCCUCUUUUAUUUGGAAAUCCAUUUGAUUUAAAGGUUUUUGUUUGUUUAUUCUUACCAGGAAUCUAACCUAAUCCCAGUCUACAUUUCUAGCCAUAUAUUUCACCUUCUUCUUUCCCUUCGCAUAUACUCACCCACCCACUUUGUGCAUGCUUUGCUCCACCCACUAUGUAGUUACCCGGGUAAUUCAUGUUCUCUCAUACAUAAGGGUAAUAACACAUUGUACACAGAUAUCGUAUCUUCCCAUUCUGGUUUUAAACAAUUUAUUAUGUGCCUUGGUAUAAUUUUCUUCAUGUUUCUUUUCCUUGAGGCUCACUGAGAUUCUUGUGUCUGUGAAUUUAUAGUUUUCAUUAAAUUUAGCUGCCCCUCCCCCACUUUUCUCCAUUACAGUGUCCAGUUACAUGUAUAUCGGGCCACUUAAAGUUGUCCCACAGGUAAUAGAUGAUCU